Molecule: messenger RNA, 4067 nt
Organism: Rana temporaria (common frog)
Lineage: Eukaryota; Metazoa; Chordata; Amphibia; Anura; Ranidae
Gene: TRAPPC9
Product: trafficking protein particle complex subunit 9
Exons: 23
Coding region: 17-3565 (1182 amino acids)
Cellular component (GO): trans-Golgi network
Source: RefSeq, a predicted model, not a curated record
GUGGUUGCGUCUGGGAAUGAGUGGCUCCUCCCCUUUUAGGAAGCAGGAAGUGAGGGCAGAACUGGCAAGAGACAGCUGGGAGAAAGGACCUAAUCCUAAUAUCGGAAUGAGUGUCCCGGAUUACAUGCAGUGUGCAGAAGACCAUCAGAGCCUCCUGGUUGUGGUUCAGUUUGUCGGGGUGGUGAAGAAUGACAACUUCUUUAAGAUUUACAAACGUAUCUCUUCCGUCUCUCAAGUCAACGUCAACAACUCCCAGCGGGGCCUCUACAUCCGCUACCGCCACCAGUAUCCCCUAGAGAACAACGAUUGGGGGGACUUUCAGACGCACCGCAAAGUGGUGGGGCUCAUCUGCAUUGCGGAGUGCGGCUCGCCCAAGGAGCUCACCCACACCUUCCUGAAGUUUGACCAGCACAAGGAGGCCUACAGCUCCACGCUCUACGACUCUCGCCUCUUCGUCUUCGGGCUGCAGGAGGAGGUGGCGGAUCAGCAGCGGAUCGACGUGGCGUUUUACCCCAGCUAUGAGGACUGCGACGCUGUGGAGAAACACGUGGAGGAUAUCAUUGAGUCUCUCUUCAUUGUCCUGGAGUGUAAGAGGCUGGACAGGACCAGCGAGAAGUCCGGGGAGAAGAUCCCGCUGCUCUAUGUUCCCUAUGAGAAGAAAGACUUUGUAGGGCUCGAUCCAGACAGCAGGCAUUACAAAAAGCGGUGCCAGGGACGCAUGCGCAAGCACGUGGGUGACCUCAGUCUGCAGGCUGGGAUGCUCCAGGACGCUCUGGUCCAUUAUCACAUGGCCGUUGAGCUGUUACGGGCUGUCAAUGACUUUGUGUGGCUCGGAGCUGCCUUGGAGGGUCUGUGCUCCGCAUCGGUCAUACACCAUUAUCCGGGAGGUACGGCAGGCAAGUCGGGAACGCGACGCACGCAGAAUAUUUCCCUCUCUGCAGAGGCCAAUAAGCGGCACAGACCAGGAGCGCAAGAAGUGCUGAUUGACCCCGGUGCCCUGUCCACCAAUGGGAUCAAUAUGGAUGCCAGUAUGGAGAUUGGACGAGCCAAAAACUGUCUGAGUCCUGAUGACAUCAUAGAAAAGUACAAAGAAGCCAUCUCUUACUAUGGGAAGUCUAAGGCAGCGGGAGUCAUCGAGCUGGAAGCCUGUGUGAAGGCGGUCCGUGUGUUGGCCAUACAGAAGAAAAGCAUGGAGGCCUCAGAGUUUCUGCAGAAUGUGGUCUACAUCAACCUGCGACAGCUGUCUGAAGAGGAGAAGAUUCAGAGGUACAGCGUUCUGUCCGAAUUGUACGAGCUCAUCGGCUUUCACCGCAAGUCCGCUUUCUUCAAGAGGGUGGCCGCCAUGCAGUGCGUGGCCCCGACCAUCCCGGAGCCCGGCUGGAAAGCUUGCUACAAACUCCUACUAGAGACUUUGCCUGGAUACAGCUUGUCCCUGGACCCCAAAGACUUCAGCAAAGGUGCACACAGAGGAUGGGCCGCUGUACAGAUGCGUUUACUCCACGAGCUCGUCUACGCUUCCCGAAGGAUGGGGAACCCCACCUUGUGUGUCCGCCAUCUCUCCUUCCUCCUGCAGACCAUGCUGGACUUCCUGUCUGACCAAGAGAAGAAAGAUGUUGCUCAGAGCCUGGAGAGCUACACCUCAAAAUGUGCCGGCACCAUGGAGCCCAUUCAUCUACCAGAGGGUUUAACGCUGCCCCCUGUGCCCUUCACCAAGCUGCCCAUUGUGAGGUCUGUGAAACUACUCAACCUACCGGUCAUCCUGCGACCGCAGAAAGUAAAGAGCCUGCUGGGCCAGAAACUGUCUACGAAGAGUCCGUUCAUAUACUCGCCAAUCAUUGCCCAUAAUAACCGCAGUGAGGAGAACAGCAAAAAGAUCGAAUUCCAGUGGGUACAGGGAGAUGUGUGUGAAGUUCAGCUGAUGGUUUACAAUCCCAUGCCCUUCGAACUACGUGUAGAGACCAUGGGGCUUCUGACCAGCGGCGUGGAGUUCGAGUCCCUCCCGGCUGCGCUUUCACUCCCUGCAGAGUCCGGCCUCUAUCCAGUAACACUAGUGGGCGUACCUAGAACCACUGGCCAGAUAACUGUCAAUGGUUAUCACACAUCUGUAUUUGGAGUGUACAGCGACUGUCUUCUUGACAACCUCCCGGGACUGAAGAAUAACGGAUGUACAGUGGACGUGAUCCCGGCUCUGCCCCGGCUACAGAUCAGCACCUCCCUCCCCAGGUCAGCUCAUGCUUUGCAGCCGUCCAAUGAUGAUGUGUCCGCCCACGUCUCUGUCCAGCUCUACAACGGGGAGACGCAGAAGGUCCUCAUAAAACUAGAGAACAUUGGAACCGAGCCGCUGGAGACACUGGAGGUCUCCUCCAAGAUUAUCAAUAAUAAAGAUAAAUUGUAUGGCGAUUUUCUGACAUGGGACCUGGAGCAGACGGUGUCCCAACUGCCGCUGAAGCCGGGGAAGACUGCAACUUUUACUGUCUACGUCAAAGUGAAACUGGACUUCUCCUGCCAGGAAAAUCUUCUGCAGGAUCUCAAUGAUGAUGGCAUCAGCGUCAGCGGACUACCAGUCUCCAGUCCUUUCCGACAUAUUGUCAAACCCAGGGCCGAAACCAAACCGAUUAACCUACCGGACAGUAACAAGACCAGUGAUUUCAGCCAUGUCAAGACUCUGGAAGGGAUUUUGAACUUCAAGUACUCUGGAGGGCCUGGUCAUGUUGAUGGUUAUUACCGGAACCUGUCCCUUGGACUGCAUGUGGAUGUAGAGCCCUCUGUUUUCUUCACCCGGGUCAGCACACUCCCUGCUACAAGCACAAGGCAGUGCCAUCUUCUUCUUGAUGUGUAUAACUCUACCGAACAUGAGCUGGCCAUUAACGCCAAAGAUAACGAGGAACUGAUCCUGCACGCUGCAGAAUGUCAGCGAAUGGCCAUCCAGGUGGAUAAAUUUAACUUCGACAACAUUUCAGAGAUGGUGGGAGAUAGUCAGCAGUUCCCCAAUCCAAAGGAACUAGAAGAGGAAAGACAAUUCGCGAAAGGUCAAGAGAUCAACAGCAAGCUGGACAUCCGUUGGAAAAUUCCGUCCUUGAAGCGGGAAGGAGAGGCGAGCGUGGAAGGGAUAUUAAAUCAGCUGGUUCUGGAGCACCUGCAGCUGGCACCUCUCCAGUGGGAUUUGCUGGUAGAUGGAAAACCAUGCGACUUUGACAUCAUCGCGGACUGUAAAGUCGGAGACCCCAUACGCCUGGAGGUGAGAAUAACCAAUCGCAGUACCAGUGCUGUGGGUCCGUUUGCACUGACGGUGAUCCCGUACCAAGAUUACCAGAAUGGCGUCCAUAACUACGACCUGAAAAACAUUGUCACCUUUGUCGGCUCCAACACCUUCUAUAUUAACUCAGUUCAGCCUACGGAAUAUUCGGUGUGUUUCGGCUCUUUGCUCUUCCUCUACACCGGAGAUUUCUACCUGGAUAUCAAGUUUCAAGACGACAACGUGGCCCGGGAACUGCCGCUGUCUUGGUUUUGCCUCCCCAGCGUCCAUAUACGUGCCGUGAACUCCAUCAGUGAGGUCCAGCUCUGAUCCGACCCCCCUCCGUUGUUUAAAUUAUUCCACACAGUUUUUAUGUACACCGCGACUAGUCGCUAUAUCCAGAUAUUCAGGAGUUUGGAGAGUCAGAAGUCCUUUAGCAGCUCAUUACUAAUAAAUGUUAUCCAGUUUUCGUUAUAAGGGAAUAUUGCAUCUCUCUGACCUCCUCCGGUGGGUCAUCAUUUCUCUACAGCACACGAUUGAAGGGAAGUGUCUACAAGCAUGCACAGGGGUGAGUGUCUAGGGGGAUGGAGGUGGGUAGAGGCUGCUGCAUUAGAGGGUGUUAUAGGAAUGAAGGCGCCCCGACAUUCAUUUUUACGCGUUUCGUCACGUCUUUGGGGUUGUUUUCCAUAUGUGCAAAAAGAGAUCACACAAAAAAACGUAUAAGUAUUUACAUUUAUUAAAAGUAAUGACAGAUAAAGAAAAUGUGACAAGAAUACUUAGAGGAACUGCAGUCUGCUCACAUAAUUUGUAAUAAAAACAUUUCUGAAGCUUC